GUGUUAAUGCAAUUGUGCACCACUACAAUAAAGGUGUGGAAAUCCAAAAAUUCACAAAAAAAAAAAUAGAAAAUUAAAACUAUACAUAUUUAGUGUAAAUUGUAAAGCAAUUAACUAUCACAAAUUACAAUAAACUAAAUUUAAGUAUAUGUUAACAUUAAGGCGCGAAUAGAUAUUAUUGUGUAGUGUGUGAAAAGUGUGCGUGACGUGAGUCAAUGAAAACGCGCUAACGUAUAACAGCUGCUUAGUUGGAGAACUUUGGCGGAUCAAACACAAAAAUAUGCCGCUGCCCAAACGUUCCAUUGAGCCCGUACAUGUAGCUCGAUCCGUUUACCAGCAGGAUGAGCUGCAGUCUGUGGAAUUGGAGACUGUGACCAACACGACGCUGACAAAUAUAAUACGGCAAUUGUCGUCGCUAUCUAAGCAUGCUGAGGACGUGUUUGGCGAGUUGGCGCGGGAUGUGGGCAAUAUUGGGGAUCGGGCCAAUUCACUGCAGGCGCGCAUUGAUCGGCUGGCGAUAAAGGUUACGCAGCUGGAUAGCACCGUGGAGGAGGUACCACUUACCGAUAUAACACGCAAAAAGGCGUUCAAAUCGGCCAAGAUAUUCGAUCAGCAGAUCUUUUCACGCUCCACGAUGCCCGCCCCCAUGCUGGAGACGUAUGCACUGUGCGACAAACCGCCGCCACUGGACAAGCUCAAUGUAUACCGUGACGAUGGCAAGGAUGGACUCAAAUUCUACACGGAUCCCAACUACUUUUUCGAGCUGUGGCGACAAGAGAUGCUAAAGGAUACGGAGCGCGUGAUGCACGACAAAGGCAAAAAGCUGCAUCGACCACGGCAAGAGGGCACCGGCGGUGGUCCGAACAAUCGGCACAAGAAACGCGUCCGUACGCCACACAACACACGCGAAAAGCAGCGACAAAUCGCGUUGGGUCACGGCGAAACCCUGAUGCCAAACAAUGUUAUCUAUCGGACGCCCAACGCAAUGCCCAAUGAAGAGGCCGGAUAUGGAACCCAGCUAAUCGAAAUCCAAACUGUAAAUGCUGACAGCGAUUUUCAGCUGGGAACACUGGCACGUCGAAGGCUUAUACAACAACAGCUGACGAAUAUCGGUGAUGUUCAAGACGUAGAUUCUGUUAAGCCCUAUAAUAUGCUCUCACAUUUGGAGAAAAACAGUAAUCUCACAAAGCAAACGGCUAUCGCUAUUACAGAUAUGGGCAUAUACGACACACGCCCACUGCGGCCAAACUCAAUUGAGCUGCGGCGCAGCUACCAGUCAGAGCAGAUCGAUGGCAGCGGCUACGAGCCACUCACACCACAGGCAGCGGCCAAUCAGUAUGCAGCUGCGUACGGCACCAACGGCAUCUCGGGCAGCUCGCAUAUGCAUCUGCAGCAGCAGCAACAGCAGCAGCUGUACGACGGGACGCUCUACCAUCAGUCGCAUGCGAUCUACGGGCAGAGCGGACAGGGCCCUAUGUCGCCGGAACAGAUAUAUGGACCGGGCACCCCGUCGCGUAACAAGCCGCGUCCAUCGCAGCCGCCACCAGCGCCCCCAUCGAAUGGCAGCGGCGGUGGCACGCCCACAGCAUCAAACGCAAAUACGCCCACACGCGGCCGCAGCAUGUCGACGAGUCGGGACGCAUUGCCGCCGCCGCCUCCAGUGCCGGAUGUGGUGUCGCCGUUGUCGGCCAUGAACGGCAUGGCCAGCGGUCACAUGGCAGCCAAGCUGCUGGGUCGCACCAACAGUACAUCGCGAGCUGGCUCUCCGCAGAUGGCACCCAGCAACAGUGCCCAGAACGCAAAUGACAUGGUUAUGGCGCAGCUGAACAAUACCUUCAAUAGCAUGGGCAUCACGACUAGCAAUCAGAUGAACUCGCUCAGCGAUUUGCCGCCACCACCCCCAGUGCCCGAUCAGCACUCACCAAAAAUGUCGCCACCCAAUGUAGCGCCACCGCCGCCACCACCACCACCGCCAGUGGACGAGAGUGGCAUCGGCGGCGUGCAAAUGCAGCAGCAUCCACACCAAAUUCUGCCCAAAUCACUGGCCAAUGGGGAGCUUCAGCUAUGCCAACCAAACGGUGGCUCCCACAUUGUGAGUGCGAAGAAGAUGCAGGCUCCAUUCCAUGAUCCACGCAACGAUUUGAUGAAAGCCAUUCGAGAUGGCAUCAUACUACGCAAGGUAGAAAAGUCCGAGCUGAAGGAAAUUGAACGCAAUACGGCAAUGCUGGAUGUAGCCUCGAUUUUGGCCAGGCGAGUGGCCAUUGAGCUAUCGGAGUCAGAAGAUUCGGAUAGCGAGGAUGACAGCGAGGGAUGGAUGGAACCCAAUGAGACCUCUGCUUGAUCCCUGAUGGCUUCGGUUAAACCGGAUAAAAAUGCAAAAAACAAAAAGAAAAAGUAAUUCCAAAGAAAAUUGAUGCAGGAUGUAAGCACCCAGCAGUUGGAUUACUACAAAGCGCCAAAGCUUUUAUAUACCAUACUUUAUAAGAGUAUCUCCCAAUAUGCAUACAUACCUAAAUACUACAGACUAAACCUUAAAUCAAAAUCUAAUUUGAAUUGUACAUAUUUACACGCAUACAUACACAUACCAAGAGUAAUUAUGGCUAAUAUAUGAAAUCGCUAACGAAAUCAGAUAUGAUUUCAAGUUGCAUAUACAUAUAUAUAUAUAUAUAUAUAGAGGGAGAGGUAUUUGUAUGUAUUCAUAUUCGUAGCAUGGCUAAGCCUAAGCCUCGUGAGGGAAUAAAUACUCGUCUCGUUUAUGCAAGAUGCAAAAAAGGAUAUAAAUUGCUUAAUCUUGUCUGCAGUCGUUUUCCAAUCUAUCGCUACCAUCAGCCAUGUCAGAGAUUGAUCGGUACGGACGUAGAUAGAAGAAAAUGAUAAUAAAAUAAAGUAGCUAUUGACUUGCUUUUUGGAUAUUAAACCGAUAUUUAACACUUUAUAAACUCGAAUACAAAAUGAUUAUUAACAAUGAUUAAACUGGCAAAUUUAAAGUUUGUAAAUAUAUAAAAUGAAACGAAAAACACAUUAACUAAUAGAAAAGUCGACAGCAUUUUACACACGCUAUGAAAUUGCAAUAUAUAAAGUAUAUACCGUUUAACUUACAUACAUAUGCAAGUAUAUAUAUAUAUAUAUUCGAAAUAAUACAUAAUCUUAACUGAAACCUUUGCUAAAUAUAUACUGGCUCGUGCGUAA
Molecule: messenger RNA, 3189 nt
Organism: Drosophila virilis
Lineage: Eukaryota; Metazoa; Arthropoda; Insecta; Diptera; Drosophilidae
Gene: SCAR
Product: wiskott-Aldrich syndrome protein family member 3 SCAR
Biological process (GO): positive regulation of Arp2/3 complex-mediated actin nucleation; actin cytoskeleton organization
Cellular component (GO): cytoskeleton; SCAR complex
Molecular function (GO): actin binding; Arp2/3 complex binding; protein kinase A regulatory subunit binding
Source: RefSeq, a predicted model, not a curated record